Penicillium chermesinum is the source of this 825-nucleotide messenger RNA. RefSeq names its product putative translocon-associated protein, alpha subunit. The record is from RefSeq and is a predicted model, not a curated record. Gene Ontology annotation, cellular component: endoplasmic reticulum; endoplasmic reticulum membrane. NCBI's taxonomy places the organism in Eukaryota, Fungi, Ascomycota, Eurotiomycetes, Eurotiales, Aspergillaceae. Bases 1 to 825 code for a protein of 274 amino acids. The transcript has 2 exons.
AUGACUCGUUUCGGAUUCCUCUCUCUGGGUUUGCUCUCGCUUCAGGCCUUCAUCAACACCGGCUUCGCCGCCGAGGCCGAUCCGAAGGUCGUAACAGCUGGUCCCUCCGAUCUCGCAGUCAAGGUUCACACCUCAUUCCCGCACUCUGAGAUUUUUGGUAUCAAGGUCAUCAACGGUCACCCAACGGAGGCUGUUGUUUCAUUCACCAAUGAUGAGCCCAACCCGGUCACCCUCAAUAUCCUCGGCGCGAGCCUUUGGGAUCUGGGAGAGGAGAGCAAAAUUGUUCGCAACCUGACUGCCUCGCGUUACGGCGUGGAGAUUCCUGCCAAGUCGCAGGAAGCUGUCAUCUACAGCUUCGCCACCGAGAUGCAUCCCCAGGACCUGCGUCUGAACAUCGCAGCUAUUCUUUCUGACAGCGAGGGUGGUUUCUUCACUCUGCAGGCCUUCAAUGGCACUGUGAGCGUGGUGGAGCCCGAUACUAGCAUCUUCGACCCCCCAGAUGUAAUUAUUCCCCUUCGACGCAUAGCGACCGCUGUUGGACUAACAAUUUGCCCUAGUAUCUUUCUCUACUUCUUUCUCUUGGCCUGCUUCGUUGGGGUUGUCUACUUCUUCUACACUGUUUGGGUCGCUCCGUACUUUCCCCAGAAGCGCAAGAGCAGCAAGACCGGCGAGAAGCGUGCUGCUCCCAAGACCCCCGAGGAAACCUCCAACGCUGCCGUUUCUUCUGCUUCUACCUACAAUGCCGACUGGAUUCCCUCCCAUCACAUCAACCGCCCCGAGGCCCGAAAGGUUAAGGGUGGUGGUAAGAAGGCCACUCGUGCAUAG